AUGUCCUAUAGCUAUGGGUCAAGCUCCGGCAUGGGCACAGGCUUCGCCGUCGGCCCGGGCUAUAGCUAUGCUGCCCUGACGUCCUCCAUGGACCCCGGCGAAGCCCUCGAUGCACCCGCUUCAGCCCGUCGCUCGUCGCACGGCGGCUCGGCGGCUGCCUGUCAUGGCGCCCGCUCCGACAAGCGCAAGACGCCCUCGCCCCGACAUCGCGCAGAGGCCGGCGGUCCGUCCUUCAUCUACAAGAGUCUGGGAGCUGGCCUGACGCUCCCCCGCACAGCCAUCACCAAGACGUCGCUACGGGCCAAGAACAGCGCCAUGGAGACGCCCGCCAAGAAGGCUCACUCGGACCGCCACGUCCCAAACACCGGCUCAAAAGUGGCCAAGCAGCACUCAGCUACCAAGGAGCAGUGCAAGCCCAAACGAAGCCGGCAGGAAAAGAAAUCGCACCGGAUACGAAGCACGCCCAAGCAAAGCCGGGACGACGAAGCGGAGGCGUCCCGUCGGCGCAGUUUGAGCAGCCCCCGAGCCAAGAGCGCUGCUCGGCUGCGGCCGGCAGCAGCGGGCUUGAGACAUGCCGUCUCGCGCAGGAGCAAGAAAAAGAACAAGACGGUGUUUGCGUGGGGAUGCUUCGGAGCGUGA
This is a messenger RNA of Hirsutella rhossiliensis, 639 nucleotides long. RefSeq lists its product as uncharacterized. Lineage: Eukaryota; Fungi; Ascomycota; Sordariomycetes; Hypocreales; Ophiocordycipitaceae. The record is from RefSeq and is a predicted model, not a curated record. Bases 1 to 639 code for a protein of 212 amino acids. The transcript has a single exon.